GAACAAUGAACACGACCUGUGAAUCUAUGGGUGACAUGAACCUUUUACUGGCAGUAUAUAUCUGUACUUGUUGGGCAUCCAGCGAGUGGAUAAUUUUACCGGCGAGGGCGCGGUGACGCGGCACCUCUCCAUCCAGACACCCGAACUCCGCCGCUCUCCAGCCGCCGCCAGCACGCCAUGCUCCCGCUCGCCGCCGCAAGGGCCUGCCUUUCCUCCCCGGCGCCGACGCCGAGACCCCCAUCCCCAUCCCGAGCGGCGUCUCUCUCCCCCCUUCUCCGUCGCAGCUCCACCGCCAGGCAGCUCAGACCCGCCAGGCUCCCCCUCCUCCGCCCGCUCCAGGCCGCAACGGGCGCCGGCGCGCCGGGCGCGUCCUCGCGGCCCGCGAGGGACCGCGUGAUCGACUUCGGCAAGCACAAGGGCCAGAUGCUGGGCACGCUGCCGCCGUCCUACCUGCGCUGGGUGGUCGCGGAGCUCGACUACGGGGACACGGCGGCCUGGGCGCGCCUGGCGCGCGAGGUGCUCGACGACCCCGUCUACGUCGACCGCGUCGAGUGGGAGCACGCGCACCGCUUCCUCCGCGGCGACUCCAAGUUCGACUACGUCUACGACGACGCCGGCGAAGACGGCGACGGGCCGCUCCAGGAGAUGGCCGAGCGCUUCGGCUGGGACCUCUCCGACGAGGACGGCUGGGGCCGCCUCGACUUCCGCCUCCUCGGCACCUCCUACGGCGGCCGCAUCCCGAGGAAGGCCGACCGGCGCCAGAGCACCGGCAACAGAUCCCCCCGCGGCGGCGGCGGCGCCCUGUUCGACGCCGGGGCGGACGGGCCGAGGGGGAAGAGGGACGAGAGGCGGGAGCGGAUGCGGACGAGGAGGGAGGAGCAGGUGAGGACGGCCAAACUGGAUGUGCUCGGCGUGAACGCCGGCGCGAAGGAUGGCGGCGCACUGGGGACGGCGAGGAAGGCCCGCAUUGGUGUGGCGGCAAAGAAGGAGAUCCUGGGGCUGGGCCGCUGCGGCGAGAGGGCGGCGCCGCUGAAAGGCGGCGAGGGAGGGAACCCGUUCCCCGGCCGGCAAGCCUUCCUCGACAAGGUCAGGAAGCUCAAGGGCGAUGAUAGCUAGCGCCAGCAGCUAGGCUAGGUGAUAUCAGGAUCGUUUAGUGCUCAAUAGACGUAAAUUUUGGGCAGUUCAUGGAAGCAAGCAGAUUGUAUUCCUUAGAUAAAUUACAGUACAAGAGUGAGAUCUACUCUAGCAGACAAGCAAGGCACUAGGAAUUUAAGAACUUCUUUACGGGAACAUUGACACUGUUUGAGUUGCUGCUAGGAAUUUAAGAAUUUAAGAUCGUCCUAUCUUCA
Triticum aestivum (bread wheat) is the source of this 1349-nucleotide messenger RNA. RefSeq lists its product as uncharacterized. Gene Ontology annotation, cellular component: plastid. The record is from RefSeq and is a predicted model, not a curated record. The coding region runs from base 178 to 1116 and encodes 312 amino acids. Lineage: Eukaryota; Viridiplantae; Streptophyta; Magnoliopsida; Poales; Poaceae. The transcript has a single exon.